Molecule: messenger RNA, 753 nt
Organism: Macroventuria anomochaeta
Lineage: Eukaryota; Fungi; Ascomycota; Dothideomycetes; Pleosporales; Didymellaceae
Exons: 1
Coding region: 148-681 (177 amino acids)
Source: RefSeq, a predicted model, not a curated record
UCCUGUACAGGGUUGAUGUGGUGAAGUGGCACAAGUAUAAGACCGAGAGACGCGUGGGAACGUGGGAGGAAUGCCUGGUGAACGACCGACAGAGGUACCUCGGCGUGCGCGUCAAUUGAGUGAGGCGAAGACGAGGUUUGCGAAGAGAUGUUUGCCAUUGUUGCACAUGAUUUUCCUUCCGAUCGCACGUUUGUGAUGUUGGUGAAGCACCAAUUUGCAGUGCAAUUGCACUUGUGCAGUCCAGAAUGCACCACCAUAAUUUGCAGCGCCCAAAGCACCUCACAACCUCGACAUUACAGCGGCAGCAGUGGAUCCUCCCCUUCAACUCGCAUAUCAAACAUACCAACAGCCAACUGUCAAGUCGUGUCAACCCGUCAAUUCAGGAACAUCCUUGCGCCCACGCCGUUAACCCCCCUUCCACUGCUAGUCGCGAUAACUGCAAGGAUGUCAACGCACCUGUGGACCCUGCUCUCCAUCUUCACCGACUUCUUCCCACCGGUCCAUCUGCACGCUGCAGCGCGCACGCACUCUAAGUGGGCCACCAGCCUCACCGGUGGCCCACUCUGUCUGCUUCCGUGUGAACGACGUUAUGAAGGUGGAUCUCCGGGCGCGCCCGCAGCCACGCCCGCAUCCAACCCACUCACCAGAUCGCUGAAACGCGAUUAUCAUUGCGCGUACUGACAACUGUCGCUGCGCGUCCCAAUCUCUCAAUAAGUGCGCCGACGUGUGCUAUUGCGCUCUCAGCUGUAUCCC